Molecule: messenger RNA, 5181 nt
Organism: Culex quinquefasciatus (southern house mosquito)
Lineage: Eukaryota; Metazoa; Arthropoda; Insecta; Diptera; Culicidae
Exons: 2
Coding region: 1-5181 (1726 amino acids)
Biological process (GO): DNA integration
Molecular function (GO): nucleic acid binding
Source: RefSeq, a predicted model, not a curated record
AUGCAGAAAAACGGUGCAAUUGUGCGCGUGAUCGCGACGAUCAAGACUACCACUACCACCACCCUGCCGUGUAUGUACGCAAAUUAUAGCAAGAGAAUUUAUGCUACACGGCAGGGUGGCGAGUCAAUUUUACUCUGCAACCAUGGCUGUGGCAUCAUCCUCUUCCUCGAGGCGCUCCAGCUUGAGAUCGAGACCAUCGAGGAGGAGGACCUCAAGGAAGAGGAUGAUGCCACAGCCAUGGAGGAGGAACAUGAGCGAGUCCGAGAGCAGUUCGAGGGGUUGUACCACAAGUCCCUCAUCCACGAAAACGUUGAUUUGACCGCGAUUCAGAAGUUCCACUACUUGCGAGACUGUCUUAUCGGUGAGGCCAAGAAGAUGAUCAACUCGAGUGAGUUCAGCGCGAAGAGCUACCAGGUGGUCUGGGACUUGUUGGUCAAGCGACAUGCCAACAAGUAUCUCCAGAAGAAGCGCUAUGUCAACGGGUUGCUUCAGUUUCCGCGAGUGAAAGGGGUGUCGUCGAGUAGCAUCCACGACGUGGUGGAUCACUUCAGCCGUUGUACGCAGAUUCUGGACCAGUUGGGCGAAGUGACCGGUGGCUGGGGCGUGAUGCUGACGCAGUUGUUGGUGUCGAAGCUGGAUGACGUGACGCAGAAGGAAUGGGAGGCGUUGGCAGCCAAGAAGGAGGACCCGCAGUUCACCGACGUGAUAGCGUUCCUGGAGGAGCGGACGAAGGUCUUGGAUGCGGUCGCAGUUGAUCAGCUGUUGGGCAGUCAGCGUGGUUCUCCCUCCGUGUCUUCGGUUCCAGCAGCCCAGCCCAAGAAAUCUUUCUCGAAGCUGACAGUGAACGCCGCUUCCGACUCUUCCUCUCCGAAGUGCAGGAUGUGUAGCGGCCCACACUCGCUUUCGAGCUGUUCGGACUUCAAGAAGUUGUCACUGGAAGGUCGUAACAGGCUGGUGUUGUCGAAGAGGCUCUGCAGAAAUUGUCUGUGGGGUGGCCAUUUCGUGAGGGACUGCAAUGUCAGAAGUCGCUGCUCCAGUUGCAGCGAGAAGCACAACACAUUGCUGCAUCCUGUUGGUAGGCUUGGUUCCGGUUCCACUCCGAACGCUGCGGUAACGGGAGAUUCACAGGAGGGUAGUUCGCGUUCUUCGACGGUGCCGGCAGCUCAACCGCAAGCGGUUACGAGUUCGGUGGCCACAAUUUACGCUGCAAAUGUGGCAGCGGAGUCGCGGAAGGUCCACGUGUUCCUGUCGACGGUGCUCGUGGCGGUGAAGGAUUGCCAUGGCCGGUUGCACACCGCAAGAGCGUUGCUCGAUAGCGGGUCGCAGGCGAAUCUGAUCAGUGAGCGACUGUGUCAGAUCUUGAGAUUGCCGCGGAAGAAGGUGAGCGUGCCGAUCUCCGGCGUCGGAAGUUCCCGUAUGCAGGUUGAUAGCUCGGUGUCGGCGAUUGUAUCCUCGCGUGUCACCAAUUAUACGGUCCCGAUGGAGUGUCUGGUGCUGAAGAAGGUGACGGAGGACCAGCCGUCGGCCACAAUUCCGAUCGACCAGUGGAACUUGCCCUCUGACAUGGUGUUGGCGGAUCCCGGAUUCCACAAGCGGGCUCCAAUCGAUUUGCUGUUAGGGCUGGAGUUCUUCUACGAGUUUCUGUUGCUAAAUGGUGGCCGGGUGCAGAUCCAGCGGCCGGGAGAAGGUCUCCCGCUGUUUGUGAACACGGUCUUCGGUUGGAUAGCUGCGGGAAAGACCGAUCUGGGGAGUCUAAACCCCGUCCCGAGCUGUCACGUCUCCGUCAAUGCGACACUGGAGGAGAAGAUCGAGCGUUUUUGGACGAUUGAGGAGCUGCAGGAGGCACCGAAGCGGUCGCAAGAGGAACAGGACUGUGAGGAGCAUUUUCAGGCCACGUUUUCACGCGACGUCACGGGUCGAUACGUGGUGCGACUUCCGAAGCGCAUGGGUUUCGAGAAGAUGGUCGGCGAAUCGCGAAAUAUGGCGGUGCGGCGGCUGAUGCAGUUGGAGCGGAGACUGGGCAAGGACGAAAGCUUGCGAAAGCGGUACAACGAGGCGAUUCAGGCGUACUUGGAUCAGGACCACAUGAAGGUUGUUUCGGAGGAGGAGCUGAAGGGCGACAAGCGGCUUGAAUGCUACCUGCCUCACCAUCCGGUCUUCAAGGAGUCCAGCACGACGACGAAGAUCCGGCCCGUGUUCGAUGGUUCUGCCAAGACGACGUCGAAUUUCUCGCUGAACGAGGCGCUGAUGGUUGGUCCGGUUCUCCAGGACCCGUUGUUCGAUUUGGUGUUGCGCUUUCGGAAGAAGCAGGUAGCUCUGGUUGCGGACAUAGAGAAGAUGUACCUGCAGGUUAAGGUCCAUCCGGACGAUACUCCUCUGCAGCGGAUUCUGUGGAGGCCUUCGCCGUCGGAGCCAAUAAGGACGUACGAGAUGCUACGGGUGACGUUUGGGUUGGCCCCAUCGUCAUACCUUGCCACGCGCUGUAUGCAGCAGUUGGCGCAGGACGAAGGAGAGGUGUAUUCACGUGCGAAAGAAGCACUGUUUCGUGACUUCUACGUGGACGAUUUCAUCGGUGGAGCGGACUCCGAAGAAGAAGCGCUUCUGUUGCGGCAGGAGCUGGAGCAGCUGUUGCCGAAAGGUGGAUUUAGGCUGCGCAAGUGGGUGUCAAACGCCACAGGGGCGUUGGCAGGGCUGGCUGCGGACGAUUUGGGUACGCAGACCACGCUCAGUUUCGACCAGGAGCAGGUGAAGACGCUGGGAAUAAACUGGCAGCCAGGGCCAGACGUUCUCGGCAUCGAUGUCACGGGUUUGUCCGUGAACGGGCAAUGGACCAGACGGAAGGUCUAUUCGGUCAUUGCCCAACUUUGGGAUCCAACUGGGAUCACUGCUCCGGUCAUUUCGUGGGCCAAGAUUCGAAUGCAGCUGCUGUGGGUCGCGACUCAAGGCUGGGACGACCCAUUGAGACCGGAUUUGGCCGGGAGGUGGACUGAGUUCUACCAGCAGUUGCCGGAGUUGUCGAAGAUUUCAGUCGACAGGUGCGCUUUCGUGGAAAAUCCGGUCCAUGUCGAGUUUCACGUGUUCGCGGAUGCGUCCGAAGCGGCCUACGGAGCGUGCAUCUACGCUCGAUCGAUCAGCCAGUCGGGGCUGGUCAAAAUUUCGCUGUUGGCGGCCAAGUCGCGUCCCGCAGGGUUGAAAAAGGUCACCCUGGCGAGGUUAGAGCUGUGUGCAGCUUUGAUGGCAGCAAGGCUGUACCGGAAGGUCGUGCAAGCCCUCAAGAUGGAGGGCACGGAGAGUUGGUUCUGGUCGGACUCGACAGUCGUGCUGGCGUGGCUGAGGUCACCGUCGUACGUGUGGCCCACGUUCGUUGCGAACCGAGUCUCGCACAUCCAGGAGUUGACGAAAGGGCAUCGCUGGAACCACGUCAAGGGGACUGAAAACCCAGCGGAUCUCGUUUCCCGUGGAGUCAUGCCGAAAGAUCUCGUUGGAUUGCGGCUGUGGUUCUACGGUCCGAAGUGGUUGGAGUCGUUCGAGGAGUACUGGAGCAGAGUGAAGCAUUUGGAGGUCGACGAGCCUGCUGAAGAGUUGCUGGAGAAGAGGAAGAACGUGCUGAUCGUGUCUGCUUCCCCGGAACCUCACCCGCUCAUCGAUCGUUACGGCUGUUACUGGAAGCUGCUGAGGAUUACGGCGUACUGCGUGAGGUUUAUCCGGAGAUGUCAGCGUCGCAAGCAGCCCCCUAGAACCCCAUUUCUCACCGUUGGAGAUUUGAAGGAGGCAAAGUUCGCGCUCGUGCGCGGCGUGCAGCAGGAACCCUUCGCCGUGGAGAUCAAGGCGCUCGCAAACCACCGACUCGUUCCGGCUCACUCGUCGCUGAAGCUCCUCAACCCGUUUCUCGACCAGCAUGGCAUUCUGCGCGUUGGUGGCCGGCUUGGACUCGCAGGCGAAGCGUACUCUACCCGACACCCCAUGAUCCUUCCCAGCAGCAAUGUUUUCACGCGACAAAUGGCGGUCGCGUACCACGUAACCUCGCUCCACUCUGGCCCCCGUAUGACACUCGCUCAGAUUCGGCACGAAUUCUGGCCGUUGAACGGCAAACAAUUGGCAACCUAUACUUUUCGCAACUGUGUGCGCUGUUUUCGUACCAACCCUGCCCUUGUAAAGCAACCCCCUGGUCAACUCCCAAAACCCCGAACAACCCCCUCUCGCGCUUUUACCGUCACCGGCGUAGACUAUUGUGGCCCUGUCUACUUGAAGCCCGUACACCGUCGAGCAGCUGCGCAGAAGGCGUACAUCGCGGUCUUCGUGUGCUUCAGCACGAAAGCGGUCCACUUGGAGCUGGUGGGGGACUUGACCACCGCUGCGUUUCUUGCUGCCCUGCGUCGUUUUGUUUCUCGCCGAGGUCUACCGUCCGAGAUCCACUCGGACAACGGUCUCAACUUCCAGGGAGCAAGCAACCACCUACGCGAGCUGUACGAGCUGCUUCGAGACACCAAGGUGAUCACGGAGAUCACCAGCGAAGCGUCCCGUCGUGGGAUCGAGUGGAAGUUCAUCCCGCCGAGAGCGCCGAACUUCGGCGGGCUAUGGGAGGCGGCCGUGAAGUCGGCCAAGACGUCGCUCGUCCGUGUGCUGGGUCAACGACAACUUUCCUUCGAGGACAUGGCGACCGUCCUCACCCAGAUCGAAGCGGCCAUGAAUUCGCGCCCGCUUACCCCGUUGUCGGAGGACCCGGACGAACUGGACGUGCUCACGCCCGGGCACUUUCUUGCCGGAUCGUCGCUGCUAGCGAUUCCGGAUCCGGACUACACGGACGUUCCCACGAACCGGCUGCAACACUACCAGCAACUGCAACAGCUGGUGCAGCAACACUGGAAGCGGUGGAGGCGGGAGUACAUCUCGCAGCUCCACAACCAGAACCAGAAAUUCCCGCAAGCGACCCAGCUGAAGGCUGGACAGAUGGUGAUCCUCAAGGAGGACAACAAGGCGGCAAUCGAGUGGCCCCUCGCGCGGAUCGUUGAGGUCUACCCGGGCCCCGACGGCGUCGUCCGCGUCGUGAAGCUGCGUUUGCCGAACGGUGCGGUCUACAAGCGGCAGUCAGCACGUGUCUGUUUGCUACCAUUCGAGAAGGACUCGGCGGUGCAGCACACGAACGCCUUCUACCCUCAACCGACACAAGGCGCAGCGUAG